Molecule: messenger RNA, 3445 nt
Organism: Ipomoea triloba (trilobed morning glory)
Lineage: Eukaryota; Viridiplantae; Streptophyta; Magnoliopsida; Solanales; Convolvulaceae
Product: squamosa promoter-binding-like protein 13A
Exons: 3
Coding region: 2076-3104 (342 amino acids)
Cellular component (GO): nucleus
Molecular function (GO): DNA binding
Source: RefSeq, a predicted model, not a curated record
CCCCUCUUUUGUCCCCAACCCCACCCUAAAAAAUGAUUAGAUUGCAAUUUGCAAAUUGAAUUAUUGUUAUUAUUUUUUUGCUGAAACAAAGAUGUAAUCUUGCACAUCUCUAUGUAGGUGAGUUAUGAGUAGGGGACCCCUCUUUCUCCCUCUCUCUCUAUUGUGUAUAAAAUGUAUGUUGAGGAUUGAGGAAUAUAUAUUAUCCAAUAGAGUUGCCAAUUAUUUUUAACAUGUAAAAGUUCAGAGACUACUGUGAAACAAUGGUCAUAUAUACCUCCAAAAUAGUGUAGUAGCCUUUUUUCCAAACUAGCACCCUAGCCCUGACCCCACUCUCACAACACACUCAGAAUACACUAUUGCUACAACCAUCUAGCUUUUGCCAGUUGCCACUUAUUGAUCCAUGAUGGAGUCUUUGUCAGAGAAUGAAUGGCUGAGAAGACCAAGUCAGUCUUCUGCUCCUUUUGCUUGUUUGUAAGUUGUAAAAGCCUCCCCUCAUUUACUUCUCUAGAGCUCAAAUAUCUGCUGCUUUUGAUUGUGGAUGCAUGUGGGCAUCUUGUUUGCUUGUUUCCCCUCCUCCUUGCUUGCUCAAAGGCUUUAUCUUUAGUAUAUCUUGGUGCAUUAUUGGUGGCCUCCACUGCUAUUUCACUGAUGUACUGUUUUGCAAGAACCUAAUUAGCUGUUGUGGGCUAUUGGCUAAUCCCUGCUUCAUUUCUGAGGUAUAUUCAUUAUUCACUGCCCAUGCUCUCUAAUGGAUUUCUUUGCCUUUUCUCUGGUGCUGUUUUGUUUUCAUUUUCUCCCCCACUUGUACAAGAACUUUUCCAACCUUUUGUGAUAAUAAUGGGUAUUUUUGUUUUACUACUGUUAUAACAAUCAAGUUAAGUGUACACAAAAGGAAGUCAUGACCUUUCUUUUUUUCUUGUUUGCUUUCUUUUUUGUUUUGUGGUAAGAACUGUGACUUGCAAGACUUAGUGCUUUGAGCUUCCUCUCUUUUGAUAAUCAGACAAAGUGGGGUUUCAAAGCUUGCAAAUUAUUCUCUUUUCUGUUUUUUUUUUUUUUCCCUUUUUCCAAAGUUCUUUCUUGGUAGAUAACUGUUCCUUUCCUUAGCUCUGCUUCCUCUUUGCAGAUAUGGGUUUUCAAUAAUUUCAUCUUUCUGUAUCAAUUAGCAGAAAACUUUUCCUGAACUGAAAUUUCAAUUAGAUCAACUUUAUGCCCCCCCCCCCUCCCCCCCCUCCCCCAUCUGAAUAAGCAUUUCAUCUUGACUGGCAUGGCCUAACUUGAAAUUAUGCCCAGUGAGUUAUGCAAUUUGUUGUGGUUGAUUGUAUUAUUUAGCUGAAUAUUUCUUCUUGUGUGAUGAACUUUUCAAAUUUCUUUCAAAGUACAUAGCAUUUCUUGCUUCCAGGCAGGUAGAUAGCUUGCUUUAAAUGGCUGAUAUGUUCAGACUGUGAUCUCCUACCGACACUCUCGAGUUUCUUAAAUAAGCCUGAAAUAUAAAAUUAAAACUCUUGUCAGCUUUCAUUCUGAGGUAGCUAAUUUUAGAGCUAAUUCAAUUAAUAUUCACUUUGCUCUCAAUCCAAAUUGAAGGAUUUAUUAAUGCUUUUGACUCCCAUGACUUAAUAUCUUAAAGCAUUUGUCAUCUUGGCUGGUAUAAUCAUAUUGUUUGGGCUAUAUAUACUGAUAUACAUACAUAUGUUGUUUGUUGUCUUAUAGUUCAAAGUGAAGGACAAAGGUGGAAGAUUGUGAAUCAUUAGAAUAGAAGUUUUAUGUCUGCUUAUCCAAAUCCUCCUAAGCCCUGCCUUUUGAUUUGGUAUUAUUAGCAUUAGGUUGAUGAGUAAAUCAAGAAUGUGAUUGAGAGAGGACUUGUCUGCAAUAUGAAAAGAAUUUGUUUGAAGGGAAAUAGAACCCCGAGUUGUCUCUGUCGACUACUGUUUUGGAAAUUGGCUUGCAAUUUCUUGGUGUUCUCAUAUAGACUUGUUUGACUUAGUAGAGGCAGAGUGAGCAGGUAAAGAAAAGGGCCAAACCUAUAGGAUUUGGAACUUGGAAGGCUUUAGUGUGAAGACGUUUUUUGUGUUUCUGUGAUGGAAUCGUCGUCAUCUUUGUCUGGAUCAUCGAAGAGGGCCAAGGCGCCAGGCAGUGUCGGGCAGGUAGCUCAUUGCUUGGUUGAUGGGUGUAACGCUGACCUGAGCCGGUGCAGAGAGUAUCACCGCAGGCAUAAAGUUUGCGAGCUCCACUCGAAGACCCCAAAGGUCACGAUUGGGGGUCGAGAGCAAAGAUUCUGCCAACAGUGCAGCAGGUUCCAUUCUUUGGCGGAGUUUGAUGAGGUAAAACGAAGCUGCAGGAAACGGCUGGAUGGGCAUAACAGGCGUCGAAGGAAGCCUCAGCCCGAGAGUCUUUCGAAAAGUUCAGGAAUGCUGUUUUCGGGUCAACAAGGCACUGUAAUUGCAGGUGCUAAACUUCUGUCAUUUAGUAGUUCACAAAUAUUUCCAACUUCCAGUGUUAGCUCUACCUGGCCAGGGUUUUCCAAACCUGAGAAUGAUGUGGUUCUGUACAGCAAUAACCAAUCCCAAUCCCACUUAAACUACAUUAUUGAUACCCAAAACUCAUUCCCAGAUUCUUGUGCCCAAUUUAAAGGGGUGAUGAACCAGUUUCAGUUCAUGCAAGGCAGCAGCGAGGCGUCCUCGAUCUCCCAACAACAACAACAACAACAACCGCUCGUUGAUCACAAUUCAGCGCGGGGAAACAGCAGCCAGAAGUUGUUUGCUGCUGCUGGAUUGUCGUCCCGAAUCGUGGACUCUGAUCGUGCUCUCUCUCUUCUGUCAUCAGCGUCGUCGUCGUCUGUAAAUAGGGAGAUCGGCCUGAGCCACGUGGUGCAGCCCGAGGUUAUCCCCCACCCCCUGCACUACGGGGGCCUCAUCAGCCACUACCCUUUCGCCCACGAAAUCGAGACCAAGCCUGCAGGCGUUUCUGCUGCUGCUGCAGACUGCCACGCCAUCAAGAACACCGCCCGCCUCCAAUUCCACAACGUGAUCCAAAACGCCCCGACAACUGAUGUUUCGUCCUCAGGUGGACCUCACCAGACACACACAUUCAUCUGGGAGCAAGACUAGGUUUGCAAAUCUUGAGGGUGGCCUACUGUUAUCUAAUAAACCUUUUUUUUUUGGGUGUUUGGUAUUGGAUUCUUUGUCACCCCUCAAACAAAGGGGGCAUGAUGUUACAGAAUAUCUCUUUGGCUCCUUGCAAUCAAAUGCCUUCCUUUCAGAUGAUCAACAUUUCUGGCCUUAAUUAGCUUUCUGCUGCAAUCUCAGCUUUUCUGUCUUGUGUGUUCAUAUUGCUAUAUAUGCAACAGUGUUUAGUUUUUCAUUACAAUAACAGAUUAUGCAGCAGAUUAGAAUUGGCUUAUUAUGACAGCUAAAUUGAAAUAUCAACAUCAUUGAGUUAAUUCUUGAAA